Messenger RNA from Topomyia yanbarensis, 1626 nucleotides. RefSeq names its product Krueppel homolog 2 (gene Kr-h2). Bases 354 to 1115 code for a protein of 253 amino acids. The record is from RefSeq and is a predicted model, not a curated record. Gene Ontology annotation, biological process: endoplasmic reticulum tubular network organization; membrane organization. The transcript has 5 exons. NCBI's taxonomy places the organism in Eukaryota, Metazoa, Arthropoda, Insecta, Diptera, Culicidae. Gene Ontology annotation, cellular component: membrane; endoplasmic reticulum.
AUUUUGAGUGUAAUGUUGGAAGCAGCAAAAACGUAAAAAUUUAAUAUACUCGUUCUCUUCACUUACGUACAUACGUAUAUACUAAAACUCCGCGAGUACCGCGAGUAGAUCCACCAGCUAAAAUUGUGAACUGAGCUGUAUGAGUAAAUAGUGUUCAAUUCAGUAGAGUUUAACAGCCAGACGUAGCCACAAAGAGGCAACCGCGUAGUUUUUCCUUAUUGCUGCAUUUUCGGAUCCGCGAGAUUUGGAGAAAGUUAUUUUUCACGGAAAACCACACCUUUGGAUUAAGAUUUAGCCGGUGCAAAAGUGCUAUUAUAUAGACAAGGAAGGACGAUCCAAAAGACAACGCCAAUAUGAGUGAUGAACAAUCACGAGAUCACCCACGUGGAGUGGAGGCACUAAAACAACACAUCAUCCUUAACAAGAUCGACACAGCGUUGUGGGCAUCCCGAGUGCUGACAGUAAUCUUUGCACUCGGAUACGUCAUUCCAAUCUUCGGCAACCCCACCAAUGCAUACUACAAAGUAUUAAUGGCCAACGCCGCCACAAGUGCCCUUCGUCUGCAUCAACGCAUGCCACCGUUCGAGCUUUCUCGGCCAUAUCUACAAAAGCUGCUACUGGAAGAUUCCUGUCACUACUUGCUAUACUCACUAAUUUUCCUCUACGCUUAUCCGGUGCUGCUCAUCAUUUUUCCAGUGACCUUGUUUGCGAUCCUGCACUCAGCCAGCUAUUCGCUGACGCUGCUUGAUACACUCGGCCAAAACGCAUGGUGGGGUGCAAGACUUUUAAUUUCGCUGGUUGAAUUCCAAACCAGAAAUAUACUGAGGCUGGCCGCCUUCGCAGAAAUUUUCAUCAUGCCACUGGCAAUCGUAUUAGUAUUUGUAGGUAAAGCCGGUAUUAUGACCCCACUGGUAUAUUACCAGUUCUUGGUGCUACGAUACUCGUCCCGUCGCAAUCCUUACACUAGGAACGUUUUCUACGAGUUGCGUCUGGUAACGGAAAACUUUGCUAACGGUGCACGCACGCCACCCGUCAUUCGUAAGGUGCUUCAGAGCUCCAUUAGCCUGAUCAGCAGAUUAGCACCUCCGAUGCAGCAGCAACAACAACAGCAGUAAUGGUCAUCUGCUAUAAUGCAAAAUGUACUAUCGCGUAAUAUCAUUAUUACUAAUUCAUGUGCACGGUAACCAGCACCACUAAACCUUCACGUGGGUAAGGUCACUUCAUUCGAGUAUUGGGAAGGUAGCAAGACUUCUUCGCAGUUUAAUGCCUUCUCUAUGUGCGCUUUUCAUACAUACAUUCUUCAAACAGUUUUAGGAUAUGGGACGUAACGUGUAAGUUACCCUAUUAACACUUUUUCUUUAAAAGGCAAUUAUAUUUAAAAAAGGCAUAAAGACAGCGAACACAUUCGACGAUCAUAGACACAACAGAGCAUUUCAAACUUGGUAAUGGAAGUUAAAUGUAUUGACGUUGCGUUUAGUUCUGUUUGUUAAAUUGCAAAGAAACCCAUUUUACUUCUUACAUAUGAUAGUGUAUAACAACAACGCAGAUGCAUAGUUAACGUAGAUGUGGAUGGGCAAUAAAUGUUUCUAUUUAAGUUUAAAGAGUGACACGUUUCCUACAAAAAUA